AUGACAAAAGAUUAUCAAGAUAGCAAAUCAUGUCGUCAAGAAGUGAUGUAUACGAAAGAUUCGCUGAAGAAACGAUUUAUUCCCGUCUAUGUAAAACGAGAUUUUGUGGCUAGUGGUUGGUUAGGUGUACGCAUUGUCGGUCCACAAUACAUUCGUUUUGGCAAAAAAUCUUUUGAAGCAACGAUCAAAGAUCUUGUAAAACUUAUUUUUGAAGAUAAGAGCGAGAAAAGCUCAAAACACAAGGAUUCUACAAUGUCCGUAACUGUCCCUCCUGUUGCAAUCAAGCCCAAUGAGAAUGACAAGUCGAAUGAAGAAUCGCCAAAAGAUGAUCAUGAUAUUUCUAAUCAAUCCAAUUGCGAGAUAACGCCAGUACUUGUACCUAAUCCUAAACCAAUUGACGAAUGGAACUCGAAAGAUAUCACCGAUUGGUUUGAUGCCAAUAAAGUUCGUUAUGAACUAAAAGAAAUGUAUGAUUUUCAAUGUGGUACCGAACUACUUCUCUAUGGACAGUGCCUUCGACCAGAUUGGCAAUCUGAGUACGUCGAUAUAGGAGAAAAAGAAAAUCAAUGGUAA
This is a messenger RNA of Rotaria sp. Silwood1, 573 nucleotides long. Lineage: Eukaryota; Metazoa; Rotifera; Eurotatoria; Philodinida; Philodinidae. The record is from the annotation of a GenBank genome assembly.